AUGCCCACGACAAUCGCCUGUCAUACUCUAGUCUGCUCUACCACUUGGCCCUCUCGCCGGCUGACAGUUGUCGCUCGCGCUUCAAACGCAGCCAGCUACAGUUACCAUGAGAGUCGACACUGUUCUGCUGCUAGCUGCAGCCCUCGUCGCUUCACCCGCGUCCGCUAUUGCGAGAAAUGCAUCUUCCCCGACCGCUUUCUCAAUCUCUGCUUCAAUAUCAUUAUUCUCCACAAGCUCUUCAUCAAUAUCCUCGUCAACAUCCUCGUCGAUGUCUUUCGCAACAUUUUUCACAACCUCUUCUACAACGCCCUCUACAACGUCCACGUCUCUACCAACAUCCCUAACUACAUCCCUAACAACACGCUUGACCAUCGCAACCUCUCCCAAUGCGCCCAAUCGCCCGCAAAUCUCUUCCUCCGAGCCUUCGUCGCCCUCAGACUUCACUUCGAAACGUAUGACGACGUCGAGACGCAAGUCAACCUCGGAAACGUUUUCCACUCACGAAGCGCCAUCCAUGCCACUUUCAUCUUUAAAUACGACAUCGACCACGGCUUAUGA
This is a messenger RNA of Beauveria bassiana ARSEF 2860, 558 nucleotides long. RefSeq lists its product as uncharacterized. The transcript is spliced from 2 exons. The coding region runs from base 1 to 558 and encodes 185 amino acids. The record is from RefSeq and is a predicted model, not a curated record. Lineage: Eukaryota; Fungi; Ascomycota; Sordariomycetes; Hypocreales; Cordycipitaceae.